Molecule: messenger RNA, 2633 nt
Organism: Sphaeramia orbicularis (orbiculate cardinalfish)
Lineage: Eukaryota; Metazoa; Chordata; Actinopteri; Kurtiformes; Apogonidae
Gene: fancc
Product: FA complementation group C
Exons: 15
Coding region: 167-1900 (577 amino acids)
Biological process (GO): cellular response to oxidative stress; interstrand cross-link repair; nucleotide-excision repair
Cellular component (GO): Fanconi anaemia nuclear complex
Source: RefSeq, a predicted model, not a curated record
UCUGAGAGGAGAGGGAAGUUCAGUUUGUUUAGGUCGCGGCAUAUAACGCUACUAAAAUAGUCUUUUUAUCAUACAGAUACAGCUUCUGCUCUAUAUACAUCUCAGUUUGAUAGCUGUGCCUCUUAUUUUCAGGAUCUUCCCUCUUAAGUAAAUUCAGCUGCAACAAAUGGCAGAGCCCUUGAUCAGUGUCCAGGAGAUGCAGCUCUGGCUGGAGAAAGUGAUGGCUUGGGGCCAGGCUGACAGCCCAGACAAUCAGAGAGACAUCUGCCUGCACUUGAGCAGAUUGAGGGAUUUCCUCCAGAAACUCCUUACACACAUCGGCAGCAUGAGCUCCACCACAGAGGCCAUGAAGACCUUGCCCCUCCUUGGCCAGUUCCUGGGUCAGCUGUGCUGGAUCCCUUAUGUUACUGCUGAUGCCCCAAGCAGAGCACUCCUGUUCCAGUGUCUAUGGGGUCUCUACUCAGAGCAUCCAGACAAUGCUAUGGAAAGGAAAGCCAAUCAGUGGAUACGGAAAGUCUUGUGUCAGAUCACCACAGAUGACGAUGAUGGUGCAGCACAGGCAUUAUUAAUGGAUGUGGGCCUACCACCAGCUGAGUACCAUCUUAAAGUCCUGAAAAAGACGGUGGCACUGCUACGGGAAAAUAUAGGGAAGAGCUGCAGUUCUCCAUGUGGCAUAAGCCAAAGGUGUUCAUGCGAUCGCAUUCUGGCCACAUCAGAAGCAUGUGUGCCUCUUGUCACCUGUCCCGAGGCUGCUUCUCUCAUUGGAGCACUGCUGCAGACGCCACUGACUUGUACUAAGGCAGCUCUUAGCGAGGACUUCCUUGAUGCUCUAAGCUCCGCCUACUCCUGCCAGCGCUUGUCAUUAGAGGAACAGGCAGUCGUCUCUCUGUGGUAUCACAGUCUGUCCAGCCUGGAAGAAGCAGUCCUCAGUCUGUUGGAGUCUGUUCUUGCCAACACAAGGCCAACUCCACAGAGGCUUGAGCAGCAACUAGCACAGUCACUGUUGCCUAAAGCCUGUGUUCAACAUUGUUCUAUAUUCUUGGUUGUAAACGACAUUUUCAGGUUUACCCUUAAGCAAGCAGAAGAAAAUGAGUCUGUUAGGCGUCUUAUCCAAGCCUUCACCAGCUGUUUCCUCAGGGAGCUGGCACUGCAAGAGCCACGGAAGCGUGUACCUUUGAAGGCCUUCUUUCCACAGUCACCUCAGUCUCUUCUUGUCCCUCUUUUGACCAAGCCAUCAGAGAUGCCUCAGGAUGCUUGGAGACAUCACCUGAACUGGCUCAGCGGCUCAUUACAGAGACUGGCGGAGGAGGAAGAGGACAGAGACGGAGACGGCAGCACCAGAGGGCACCACAAGCUGUUCGAGGCCUGGUUCCUGCUGGUUCGAUGUGCCCACUGGGUGGAGGUAGCUAUCCAGCUUCUGGUGACAGCAGGGUCCGAGGACUGCAGCCUUCUCCUGUGGCUGCUCUCGUUUUAUCAUCACCCCACCAACAGGGGGCACCACAGAGAUGAACAGCUGGUACGCAUCAAAGAAGCAUGGGACCAUCUACACUCCGUUUUCUCAGUCGUAGGUCAUCCUCUUCCGGUCGAUCGGUUGCAGUCACUGGCCGCCCUGCUGUCAUCUCAACCUCAGCUGCCCUCACCAGCUCCUGUAUCGAUCCUGAACCUCUUGGUCAACUCUGCUGUUUUCUCCCAGCAAUCGUUGAAUGCAUCAACAGAGAUUUUCCACACGGUGGUGGAUCGGUCUGGUCUGGUUGAGGAAGCAGCGUGUGCUCUCAGUUCACUGGAGCUCAGACUAAACGGUGGAAGCUGCUCAUCAAGCGAUGCUAACCGAGUUCACCUCAGGAUCAAGGCUCUUCAAAACACACUUGCACAUAUGCACGCACAUGCCUCGACGCACUAAAACAGGUGGGAGUGCAUGGCAGCACACACACAUUAAUGCACAGAACCACAAAGGAGCGAGUUCACCCUCAGCUCGGUGUUUUCGUUAGCAGAAUGACAAAUAGCCACUCUGUUGUGUAGAUAUGCUGCGGUAAAAUGACAGGAGUGUGUCAAAACAACACAGCGAGGAAAGAUUAUGUGGAGAGGCUACAAUUAUACGCAUACACAGAGAACACAGCUACAAGGCCCACAAGGACACUUCACCAGUGACAGAUCACACUGCAAAGAAGCAGCAGCUCGUACAACGUGUCAGUGUCCUCCCACUCGUAUAAUUGUUUCACAAUAUAAAUCCUUCAUGCUACACAUGCUCAGGGGAAGAUAUUUAGGAAUGGAGGAAAGGAAAUUCAAAUGCCAAUCAAUAUGUAUAAUUAAUAUUUGUGCUGAAAUGUAUUUUUAAUAAAAAUAAAUAUUAUGUGAUGUGAUUUUUGAACACUGAUUGUACAAAAUAUAAAUAUUUAACAAAAUACUGAUGCGCUUGUGUGUGCAUAUGUUAAAAAUUACCACAUGACUUUACAAUUAAGAAAAAAAAACACUUUUUGAGAAAAUCUCUGUUUUUGGGCUUUGUGGCAAACUCAUAUUAUAAACUGUUGAUGCGCUGGAAUUGGAUAAAAAUAUAGACAUAUUUUUCUUGAUGUGAGUGUAAUGAAAUGAAAUAUGAGUUGCAGAAUGAAUCACAUAAUACAGGAAAUGCAAUA